Molecule: messenger RNA, 1407 nt
Organism: Triplophysa rosa
Lineage: Eukaryota; Metazoa; Chordata; Actinopteri; Cypriniformes; Nemacheilidae
Gene: hoxa13a
Product: homeobox A13a
Exons: 2
Coding region: 20-952 (310 amino acids)
Biological process (GO): regulation of transcription by RNA polymerase II
Molecular function (GO): RNA polymerase II cis-regulatory region sequence-specific DNA binding; DNA-binding transcription factor activity, RNA polymerase II-specific
Source: RefSeq, a predicted model, not a curated record
UCUCCAUGUCCGACGGGCUAUGACAACGUCACUUAUACUUCGCCCGCGCUGGAUUGACCCGAUCAUGUUUCUCUAUGAUAACGGCGGUGGUCUGGACGAAUCUGGAAAAAACAUGGACGGGUUCACGGGGGGUAACUUCUCUCCGAGUCCUUGCAGGAAUUUGAUGGCUCAUCCUGGCUGUCUUGCGCCCAGCGCUGCGUAUCCGUCAAGCGAAGUAGCUGCAGCAGGAGCGGGUGAGCCUGGCAAGCAAUGCAGCCCCUGUUCAGCCGUUCAGGGAUCGGCCAGCGCUUCACUUUCCUACGGGUAUUUCGGUGGUGGAGGAUAUUACCCUUGCCGAAUGUCACACCAUCACGGGGGCAGUGGCGGUGUUAAAACAUGUGCCCAGUCCCCCGCGUGUGCCUCGCCGUACGGGGAAAAAUUCAUGGACACGUCUGCUUCAACAGGCGAAGAUUACACCACCUCGCGCGCCAAAGAGUUUGCCUUCUAUUCAAGCUACGCCUCGAACCCGUACCAGCCAGUUUCAAGUUACCUGGAUGUCCCUGUGGUCCAGGCAAUGAGCGGGCCUGCAGAGCCGCGGCACGAGACCCUAUUACCUAUAGAGAGUUACCAACCUUGGGCUAUCACGGCCAGUAGCUGGAACGGACAGGUCUACUGCACCAAAGAACAGCCACAGACGGGACAUAUAUGGAAGUCGCCUGUACCAGAAGCAGUAUCUCACGGAGGAUCAGACGGCAGCUCUUAUCGACGUGGGAGAAAGAAACGCGUUCCAUACACCAAGGUUCAGCUAAAGGAACUUGAACGCGAAUAUGCCACCAACAAGUUUAUCACCAAAGACAAACGCAGACGGAUAUCCACUCAGACCAAUCUGUCUGAACGACAGGUUACUAUCUGGUUCCAGAACCGACGGGUAAAGGAGAAAAAGGUCGUCAAUAAAUUAAAAACCAGCAGUUAGCUUUGCUCUGGGUAAAUUGGGGGACAAUGAUCGCCCACACACUCAAAUAUGUGUUUCAGAGUUAUGAAAUAAUAGACGUUUAUUAGACGAAUAUUUGUUUCUCCUGGACUACUGCUCUGAAGUGAACACUUUGGAUCGGACAAGGUUGAAUGGUGACGCGGUGCGUCAUUUGGACGCCGCACCAGGUGUUGGCGAAAACUGUAUGGCCAUAUUCCCAACUCAGGACAAAAAGGGCCGACAUAUACCUGUUGUGUUGUGAUUAUUUACUAUAGCAAUAUCUAUGGCAAAGUACUUUGGAUUUUGAAUUUACGCUCCUGUAACUCUUUAUUAGCGUGGUUUGAGUCGAUUCAGUCUUCAAUGACGUCCAGUGUCAGUUUAUUUGAAAUGUAAUUAAAAUAUCAGUUUUUCUUCGCCUCAUGCUGGAUAAUAUGAGGUAUGGACCCAGAUGUUUAUCA